Molecule: messenger RNA, 1505 nt
Organism: Clarias gariepinus (North African catfish)
Lineage: Eukaryota; Metazoa; Chordata; Actinopteri; Siluriformes; Clariidae
Gene: spata18
Product: spermatogenesis associated 18
Exons: 12
Coding region: 1-1473 (490 amino acids)
Biological process (GO): mitochondrial protein catabolic process; mitophagy by internal vacuole formation
Cellular component (GO): mitochondrial outer membrane
Source: RefSeq, a predicted model, not a curated record
AUGGCAGACACAUUGCGGAGGCUGGUGAACACUUCAUCCUACAGUGUCCUACAGCAAAAACUAGAAACCUGGUACAAAGACUAUCAUGUGAUUUCAUGUGACCAGAACCUGAACCGAUGCUGUGAGCUGGUGGAGCUUACCUCAAGUAUUCAGGCACAGCUGUUCACUAUACUCAAUCUUACUGCACAAGAAGGUGGUCAUUAUGCAGGAGUGGAUACACUUAAAUCUCGCUUGCUGCCAUGGCUUGGUACGUGCUUCACAAUGGCAAGCGCCGCUGUCUCUUCAGACACCAGUCUCAAUCUUAUUCAGGACAAUGUGGAGAAGGAGCGAAGGAUCCGUGAACUGUCAUUGUCCCAUGAGAGUGACAUGCAGAAAAUUGAGGACCAGCUCUGCUCUACACGCAUAGAGCUGGACUCUGUCAAACAGCAACUUGCUGAUGCUAAUAUUGAACUGGACUCCACCAAAAACAGGUCAGCGACCACCCUUCUUGCCACAGAAGAUGAGAUACUGCACCUGAAAGCAGAGUUGCGAACAGCCUAUGAUCAGGUGAACCUCUAUAAGAAGAAACUGGAUGUGCUGGAAGACUAUGAGAGGCAGGUCAGAUUACUGAGAGAGGAGGUUUCGUUUCUCACUGCUGAGAAAUCCAUGCUACAGGAAAGACUGGUCCGAAGUCGCUCUCCCAGUCCUCUUCCCCGGCGGAGUCGUAACAGCAGUCCUAUAAGGAGUGAGUCUCCUACACGUGCUCAGCUCACCAGCUCAUCUCGACAUGCCCGGCUUGUGUCACGCUUCUCUGACCUGUAUGCCAUUGAACGCUUGGAGGCCCAGAGCCUUCUUCGCCGGUACAUUGAUGACUUAGAGACAGUGCAGAGGAUCAUCUUCAUUGCCACUGUGGAAUCAUUUCAGGCAGCGAAACUGGCUUAUCGCCAGUUUAAGCUGCGCGUGAGGAAAACACUUUCUCCUACGCACGUGGGUCCUGAGAGUCUUGAGGAUGCUGUAGUGGACUACAUCGUCAGAAACCUUGAUCUUUAUGAUGUGCAGACAAGUGUUAGUGAUGUGAUUAACUCAAUGAACGUGAAUCCACGCAUAUCCUUCCCUCCUGAGGUGGACUUCAUGCUCAUCAGUAGUUUCAUCAGAGAGAUGUGUAGAAUUGCCUUCGACAUGCAGACACUAGAUCCUCCUCUAGACUUCGCCUUUAGCUCUGAUGGGGAACUCUACAGUGACAUUAAGUACCGGCGUAGUUAUGAUUCAGAGUACACUGCACCACUGGUGGCGUACCACGUCUGGCCUGCACUAAUGGAGGGUGACAGCGUCAUAAUGAAGGGAGAAGCUGUGACAAGGAGAGGGGCCUUGUGGAGGAGCCGAAGUCGCAGCUGCAGUCCAGUUCGCGCUCGCUCAGGAAGCCCCAGCCACACCCGUAUGUCCGGUCGCAGUCGGAGCCCAUCCCCAGGACGUCUCUCAGCCAGCCGACUGUAAUUUUACUGUAAUUUAAAGUGAAGUCACUCAGA